AUAUUAGUUGAAGACAUCAGUUCAGUUAUUCUUGAAAAAGAAGUGAAUAGUGAACAUGGCAGCAACUAUAUUGACAAUGAUGGCUUUCUGUUUAGCAGUUGGACUCAUUAAUGGUGGGACUGUAUUUAUGGUGCCGUAUGCCUUAGUCAAGACCUCUAGAUUGGCAGCAAUGGAAAAAAUCGCACUAAUUUUGACCCAAGCAGGGCAUAAUGUGACAUAUUAUGUUCACAAUGAGUAUGACAUCCCUAAUGAAUUCUUCGAGACAAGUAUCAACAUCGAACAGUAUGAAUAUCCAAGUGAUAAAAUAGCUUAUAGCGCACCUGAAGAUCUUGUACAGGAAUUUAUGAUGAGUACAAUUGAAGGAGAGCUCGACAUUAUGUUUGCAAAAGAUAACAUAUUUUUUCAUUACAUCCAUCAUUUGGUGCAUCCAUAUUUCAACGAUCUUCACCAGUGGAAAAAAUUCAAAGACGCAUUUUUUGAUUUGGUCAUUUUAGACAGUUGGGAUUUCAUACUUGGCGGAAUAGCCAAACAGUAUUUGGACAGGCCCACAAUUUUAUGGUCGAAUGCUGGCUACGAAAUGCACUUUGAAAAUUGGUUGAUGCCACUACCAUUAGCACAUAUACCAAUAGUCGCUGUUCCAUAUUCAGACCACAUGUCAUUUACCGAGAGAGCCAUGAAUGUUUAUUACUAUCUAAUGAUGAUUUGGUGCAAGCGUAACUGGUAUGACUUAAGGGACGAAACCUGGGGUAAACUUGCCGGAAAGCUUGGUCUACCACCAACCACUAACCAUAAGCUCUCCGACGGAGACCUUAUCUUCAUACAAUCAAAUUUCGCCUACUUUUAUCCCAGACCAAUCAUGCCAAACGUCAUCCCAGUUCUUGGAUUGAAAGACAAACCACAUAAACCAAUUGAUGAUAAAUUCAUUGAGUUUAUAGAUGGCGCUGGUGAAAAUGGUUUUAUCAUCAUGACCUUUGGUUCAAUGCCGAGAGGAAUGGACGAACAUCGGCGGGAAAUCUUUGCGACUGCUUUUGCGAAAUUGAAAGAGCGAGUGUUUUGGCGGUACAGUGGACCAAUACCUAAAAGUCUAGGUGAGAAUACAAUGUUGUUGCCAUGGUUACCACAAAAUGACCUUUUGGGACAUCCAAAACUGAAACUUUUCAUAACACAUUGCGGAGCUUCGGGAUCAGCAGAAGCGGUGUUUAAUGGUGUCCCCAUAAUUGGAAUACCAUUAUUUUACGAUCAGCGACAUCACUGCACUAUUCUCACACAGCGUUUAAAGAUGGGCUUGGUCGUAAAUUUCUCCGAUAUCACAGAGAAACUCUUGACCAGUGUUGUAAAUGAAGUCUUGGGAAAUCCGCAAUACAAACAGAAUGCCCUGAAGGCUCAAGAACUCGCACGGGAUCAGCCUGUAAAUGCCUCCUACACCAUACAAUACUGGGCAGAAUAUGUCAUGAAGCACAAAGGGGCUAAACAUUUACAAUCAAGGCCUAUGAAGGAGUUGAACUCUUUCCAGUACUACAUGUUGGACAUUGUAUUUGUGUUUGUCAUAUGUCUAACGUUUGCUGUCAUGUGUUUCAUAUUACUUACUAGGAGAGUAUAUCACUUUGUGUUUUGUAAGCAUCAAAAACUUAAAAAACAAUAGGUAUAACUUUAUACCUUACAUUACAUGAAGAAGGGCAUACUCUAUGAGGUAGUAUAAGGUUACGAGAAUGCAGAAUACAUGUAGGAACAGUAACUUGUCGAAAUUUAUUCUCUGUAUGAUGUAUAAUUCACAACAUUGCAUAUACAUAUUGGUUCGACUUUCUGUGAAAAAUUAGCCAGAUUCAUAGAUUUAUAAUACUAAUAAUAGACUUUAUAUUUCACUUUAUAGCCAGCAUGUAUAACUGAUCUUUUCUUGAAGCAUAACAUGAUAAUAUACAUUAUC
Molecule: messenger RNA, 1924 nt
Organism: Owenia fusiformis
Lineage: Eukaryota; Metazoa; Annelida; Polychaeta; Sabellida; Oweniidae
Source: the annotation of a GenBank genome assembly